This is a messenger RNA of Miscanthus lutarioriparius, 2523 nucleotides long. NCBI's taxonomy places the organism in Eukaryota, Viridiplantae, Streptophyta, Magnoliopsida, Poales, Poaceae. The record is from the annotation of a GenBank genome assembly.
AUGGCCGCCGCCGCCGCCGUCUCUUUCUCCACUUUGCUCCUCCUACCACUCCUGCUCUGCUCGCAGCUCUCCCUCGCCUCGGCAGAGGCGCCGGCGCCGGCGGCGGAGCUCCUCGGCGAGGCGCGCGCGCCGGGGUUCGCCGCGUGGCUGCGGGGCGUGCGGCGGCGCAUCCACCAGCGGCCCGAGCUGGCCUUCCAGGAGCACCGCACCAGCGAGCUCGUGCGGGCCGAGCUCGACGCGAUCGGCGUCCCCUACAGGUGGCCGGUCGCCCAGACCGGCGUCGUGGCCACCAUCGUCGGCGCCGCCGCCGGCCCCGGGCCCGUCAUUGCGCUCCGGGCCGACAUGGACGCGCUCCCCGUGCAGGAGUUGGUGGAUUGGGAACACAAGAGCCAGGAAAGUGGGAAAAUGCAUGCUUGCGGACAUGAUGCACACACAACAAUGCUUCUGGGGGCUGCUAGAAUACUUCAAGAUCGCAAGAGUGAUCUAAAGGGCACUGUAAAGCUUAUAUUCCAGCCGGCAGAGGAGGGUCAGGGUGGUGCAUAUUAUGUGUUACAAGAAGGUGUUCUUGACGAUGUGUCAGCCAUAUUUGGCUUGCAUGUUGACCCAGCCCUUCCUGUAGGUGUCGUUUCAUCUAGGCCAGGACCCUUUGCAGCAACGUCAGGUCGAUUCCUAGCAACAGUUACUGGUAAAGGUGGGCAUGCUGCAAUGCCCCAUGAAUCCGUUGAUCCUGUUCUAGCUGCAGCCACUACUAUCGUCAGCCUUCAACAAAUUAUUUCUCGGGAAAUAGAUCCCCUACAGGGUGCAGUUGUAUCAAUCACUUUUAUGAAAGGAGGAGAAGCUUACAAUGUUAUUCCAGAGUCUGUGACCUUUGGUGGCACCUUGAGGAGCAUGACAAAUGAAGGUUUAUCAUAUCUCAUGAAGAGGAUCACAGAGAUCGUAGAAGGACAGUCGGCGGUACAUCAUUGCACUGCCUCUGUGGACUUCAUGGAGGACACAAUGAAGCGAUAUCCAGCUGUGAUCAAUGAUGAAAGGAUGUAUGCUCACGCAAAGGAAGUGGCUGAGAGCCUCCUUGGGGAAAAGAACGUCAAGCUUGGUCCCCAGGCAACUGUAGUGUACAAAGUGGCCGUCCUACCGCUACCAGCCGUCUGUUGUGUCCCAUUGACCAUUGUCCGACUCCAACGAAGAAAACGUGAGCAGAAGUCUCGUGGCGCUCGCGUCCAUGGCAUCGUCAUCUGCUUCUCGCCGCCGCCUCCUCAUGCUCGCCAUGGUCCUCGUCCCACACCUGGUGGCUGCCGUCUCUGGCCCAGCGACGACUGCUCUCGCCGACGGCCUUCUAAGGGCGGCCCGUGCGCCAGGGUUCGCGGCGUGGACGCGCGGCCUCCGGCGGCGCAUCCACCAGCACCCGGACGGAGCUGGCGUUCCAGCUUCCAGGAGCACCGCACCAGCGAGCUGGUGCGCGCAGAGCUCGACGCGCUCGGCGUCCCCUACGCCUGGCCCGUCGCCCAGACAGGUGUCGUUGCCACGAUCGCCAGCGGCGGCCGCGGUGUCGGUCCCGUCGUAGCUCUCCGGGCUGACAUGGACGCGCUACCCGUUCAGGAAAUGGUAGACUGGGAAUACAAGAGUAAGGAAGAUGGCAAGAUGCAUGCUUGUGGACAUGACGCUCAUGUCACGAUGCUCCUUGGAGCUACUAAGCUUCUUCAAUCUCGGAAGGAUGACCUGAAGGGUACAAUAAAGCUUGUGUUCCAGCCAGCAGAAGAGGGGUACGCUGGGGCCUAUUUCGUUCUGAGAGAAGUUGACCUGGACGAUGUCUCGGCCAUCUUCGGCUUGCACGUCAUCCCAGAUCUUCCAGUAGGCGUUGUCGCAUCCCGGCCAGGGCCUUUCCUUUCAGCAGCAGCUCGGUUCACGGCAACGCUCACCGGAAAAGGCCGGCAUUCCGGCGGCCCUCACGAUACCAUUGAUCCUGUGAUCGCUGCGUCCUCUGCCGUCCUCAGCCUCCAGCAACUUGUGUCCCGGGAAACUGACCCUCUUGAAGGUGCUGUGGUAUCUGUCACAAUGCUGAAAGGAGGUGAUGCUUUCAAUGUCAUCCCUGAAUCUGUGACAAUUCGUGGCACCUUCAGAAGCAUGACAGAUCAAGGUCUAUCAUUUCUCAUGAAGAGGGUCAAAGAGCACAAGCCGCCGUGCACCGCCACCGUCGACUUCCUGGAGGAGGAUCUCCGGACGUACCCGACCACCGUCAACGAUGAAAGGAUGUACGCGCAUGCCAAGGAAGUUGCUGAGGGCAUGCUUGGGAAAGCCAACGUCAAGAUUGCUCCGCAGACCAUGGGUGGCGAGGACUUUGCAUUCUACGCACAGAGGGCAGCGGGUGCCUUCUUCUUGAUCGGCGUCGGCAAUCAGACCACCAUGGAGAGGGUGCGCCCGGUGCACUUGCCGUACUUCGUCAUGGAUGAGGACGCUCUUCCUAUUGGAGCGGCGUUCCAUGCUGCUGUGGCAAUUGAGUAUCUGAACAAAAAUCAGUGCACCUGA